AUGUCCACAGACAACAAAGAUACGGCUAGUAAAAAGGUCCGAAUACUGGGCGUCUGUGGUGGAAUUGGAUCUGGAAAGAGCAAAGCAUGUGAAUUGCUAGUCUCGGAAUUGGGGUGUGUGGCUCACAUUGAGGCCGACUCGAUUGCUCACAAGGUGUACCAGCCAGGAAGCCAAACCAUCAAGGAUGUUGUCGAACGAUUCGGGACCGAUAUUUUGCAAACAGGAAAACCAAAAGGAGAAGAAGAGAUUGAUCGGAAAAAGCUAGGUGCCAUUGUCUUUAGUGAUCCAGACGCCAUGGCUACACUGGAACGAAUUGUAUGGCCCCAUGUCCGCACUAAAAUACUCGCCAGGAUUGAGGAAAUCAAACAAGAACAACAAAACGAAAGCAAGGGCAAUAAUAAUGACGACAAUCACCAACAACCAGCCACUAUCGUAUUGGAAUCAGCCGUACUCCUGGAUGCGGAAUGGGAAGACUUGUUGGAUGGAAUCUGGCUAGUGCGGGUACCGCACACUGUGGCCAUUCAACGACUGGUACAAUACCGAAACUUUUCCGAGGAAGACGCCCAAAAACGGAUUGAAGCACAGCAGACACGACGGGGGAUUGGGAAUGCAGACGAAGAGGUCGAAAAGGGCGUUGUCACGGCAAUCAUUGAAAACACGGGUGAGGUAGAGGAGCUCCAGAAAUCGUUGCAAGAGAACCUCCAUAGCGCCAAGAGUUGGAAGUAA
Molecule: messenger RNA, 726 nt
Organism: Seminavis robusta
Lineage: Eukaryota; Bacillariophyta; Bacillariophyceae; Naviculales; Naviculaceae
Source: the annotation of a GenBank genome assembly